Molecule: messenger RNA, 2621 nt
Organism: Heterotrigona itama
Lineage: Eukaryota; Metazoa; Arthropoda; Insecta; Hymenoptera; Apidae
Source: the annotation of a GenBank genome assembly
AUGUAUGAAAACGUGUUUGAAAUAGGUAUUCUCAUACCGUUUAAACUUUGCAUGCGCGUUACUCGAAUAUAGUUAUUGCGCGUGCCUGCCUCCUUCCCACGUGUCCUUGUAUACUAACGCGACUGUUUUUUCACGCGAAGUGUCGAGCGCGUUAAAAUCCACUAACAGUGGUUAAGAAGGGUCAGAGCCUUCGCGACGCGGAUCAAGAGCGAUCCGACGUGGCGAAACACUUUUGCCAGUUGUAUCGGCGAACGACAUCGCGACACUCCUGGUAAGUCGAGCAACGUGCUCCAUGUGCGACACUUUAAUUCUUCUUAGCUUCUUUCUAGCAGCGUGAACUAUCGUUGACACGGCUUAACAAGCACGAGAAUCAUCGUGAUCGAUUGCAGCUAAUUCCUUGAUACAAUCCAUGACGUCGAUUUAAAUCAUUGAAAAAGAUAUGAUUACAUGAACCCUCACGCGGUUGAUAACAGAUAUCGGUCAAACGAAUGUUUGUAAUAAUCUCAGUAUUGCAAAUUGUUGUAUUAACAUUGGUAUUAAAUGAUAUAACUAAAUCGUUUUCUUCAUGAUGGGAAAGCUAGCACCAUUUGCACAUGAACUUCUUUGAUCUUUGUACGAAUUAAUCUGUUUCUCAUAUGAUUUCAUUGGAACUUAGAUUUCAUAAGUAAUACUUUUUUCUCUCUCUGAAAGAGAGUUCCUUUUUCACUCUGAAAAGAAUUACAGUAGAAUGUGAGUUUUAGCAUCAAUGAUAUAACAAUGUGAGCUUGUAACAGAUAAUAUUGGCAAAUAAUGCUUAACAUAUUGUAAAGAUAUGAUGCUUAAUAAAGCAGACCUAGUGUAGAUUAGAUUGCAUCUUAACAGCUUGGAUACAAUUUAUCACAAUACUUUCUUUUUGGAUGGUAUUAUUCAUUGGUUAGUAAACUGUGGUGUAUCUAUAAAAAUAAAUAAAAUUAAUAAAGUAUUCUUCAUUUGUGUGAAUAGAACAAUAGCAUGGAAAAAGGUACGUUACAAUGGGAAGAUUACUUGGUUAUAGCAGCUACAUUAUUCAUAAGUGUGGGCAUAGGCAUCUACUAUCGGUUCAGUGGUGGACGACAAAAAACUAUGGAGGAAUAUUUCAUUGCCAGCAGGUCCAUGAGUAUCAUGCCUGUAGGUGUUGCACUAGUCGUUUCCUUCAUGUCUGCAAUUACCUUGUUAGGUGUCUCUGCAGAAAAUUACACAUAUGGAACACAAUUUGUAGUAAUUAAUUUAUCAUACCUCAUAGGAACUCCUCUUGUUUGUUAUGGAUUUUUACCAGUAUUCUUUAAACUUCAAGCAACAAGCGCUUAUGAGUACUUAGAAAAACGUUUUGGAGUAAAAGCUAGGAUGAUGGCUAGUUUUGUGUACUGGCUGCAACUGCUUUUGUAUUCCGGUGUUGUACUAUAUGCUCCUGCUUUAGCAUUAGAGGCAACGACAGGAAUUUCUAAAACUGGCAGCAUUAUUAUCAUAGGCUUAGUUUGCGCCUUCUAUUCAAGCAUAGGGGUAUUUCGAUAGACCCCACAGUUCGACAUACUUGGUGGUCGCUCACUAUUGGAGGUUUAUGCACGUUCCUAUCAUUGUAUGGCGUAAAUCAGGUUCAAGUGCAGCGUCUACUAACAGUAAAAGAUAUAAAAGCAGCACAGAAAGCACUUUGGAUAGCAUGGCCUAUUUUGACAAUACUUUCAAUAACUACGUGUUUCUCAGGAUUAGCAAUAUAUAGUAAAUAUUAUAAGUGUGAUCCGUUGCUUCAAAAGAGAAUAACAUCUACAGAUAUGCUGAUGCCAUUGUAUGUAAUGGAUACUAUGUCUGAUAAGCCUGGUUUACCUGGUCUCUUUAUAGCAGGUAUUUUUAGUGCUGGUCUCAGCACUAUUUCAGCAGCGUUAAACUCAUUGGCAGCAGUAACGUUAGAAGAUUAUUUAAAACCAGCAUAUAAAAAAUGUUGCGGCAAAGAAUUUUCUCUAACCAUGUCGACAACUGUGGCCAAAUUACUUGCUUUUCUUUAUGGAAUUAUUUCUAUUGCUUUGGCGUUUUUGGCACAAUUAUUAGGCGGUGUCUUACAGGCUGGCCUAACAAUAUUUGGAGUAGUUGGUGGCCCAUUAUUAGGCCUUUUCACUCUUGGAAUGCUCACAGAAACAGCCUCAGAAACAGGCUCUGUAAUAGGUGCUAUUGUAUCCCUAGCAUUUCUAUUUUGGACUGCUUUUGGACAACCCAGGCCUAUUCCACCAACGCUGCCAGUUACUGAUGUUGGUUGUCCAAAUGUAACCACUUCUAUCUCACAAGUGCCAUCGAAAUCACAUGAUUACUUCUAUCUUUAUCGAAUCUCUUACAUGUGGUAUGCUCCGCUUGGAUUUUUGAUGUCAUUCGUUAUUGGACUGGGUCUUAGCUACUGCUUGAACCGAAUAUUUAAACAACAAAGACUCAAGUUAGAUCACAACCUCUUCUUUCCUAUAAUAGGAGAACGUAUACGUCGUAGAAAUGAAGGCAUUUUUGAUAGUGAUGAGAUCGCCAUAUCAAAGAAUGAAAGCACGCCUAAAAAGUACAUCUUCAACAUAAAUUCGGCCAACGAUGCGGAAACAUCGGACUAUAUCAAUACUACUAAACUUUAA